Molecule: messenger RNA, 700 nt
Organism: Argiope bruennichi
Lineage: Eukaryota; Metazoa; Arthropoda; Arachnida; Araneae; Araneidae
Exons: 2
Coding region: 144-590 (148 amino acids)
Source: RefSeq, a predicted model, not a curated record
GGAUUUUAGACACUACUCGUGGACAAAAAUGUUUCAACUUUUUUUACUAUCAUUUCUAAUAAGUGAUUUGGCGAAGUUGGCGGAUUUUAGACAUUUGAUAUAUUUUCUCCUAAAGUUAUUUAAAAUUUAAACUUGUAGUGAAAAUGGAUGGAGCGAUUGCAGACCGAUAUGGCAAAAUUCAUAAUAUUUGCAUAAGACAUGGAACGAACUGGAAGGUACUAGUAAGUAAGGAGAGAGGAAAGGGGGGUAACCAAAGUCUAACUGACCAUCACCCUCAGUUGAUGGAGUUAUCAGUCCACCGAUCAAGGAAGUCUACCUGCAAUUUCGGGCUGGCAAAAGGGACACUGAUGGGUCUGUCAUCUCGGCUGUCGCCUUGUCCACUCGGCCUUCAUGCAAGGUCAACAGCUUUCAGGGUCCAGAUGUUCCGUAGCAGAUUCCGUAUCCGAGGCUGCAAGUUGGUCUCCUCAUUUAGAAAAAUAUCACUUUUGGGCGGGGCCCAAGGACUUCCAUCGAACAUCUCUCCAUCGAAGAAGAGGAAAAAAAUAGGGAGAAAUUUCAAACCGUGCAUCUCGGACAACUAUUGGAAAUAAAGUGCUUUAAUUGAAAAGGGUUUAUCUUCAAAUUUAAAUGUGAAUUCGGUUCUGAGUUGAAUCAGCUGAUAUGGAAGUUAAAUUAUGUCCUUUGUAUAUAGAAAUUUUAA